AUGAAUGACAAGACGUUCUCCAUUUUGGUGGGCAUCUUCUCUAUCCUCAGCACCAUUCAGUUCCUCAUCUUUGACUUGAACGAGCGUACGUUCAUUGGCUACGAGGAACGGUUUAACGUCUACACGAACGGGUCUGCGAUAGCCACUUGGGUCUUGACCAACAAAAAGAACAUCUGCACCAGCCUAUCCACCAUCACCGUCCUAGUCAGCGCCUUCCUCAUCUACUGCAUCCACCUGAACAUCUACCAGGGGCUGCUGUGCUAUGCUCUAUGGGUCAUCGCCUACGAGAUCACCAACUUCUCCAUGGUCCUUCUCCUCAACGGAAUCAUCAUAGAGCAGUUCAAGGAACUGGGCUACGUGCACUUGGUCUUCCAGAUCUCCCGCAUGCUCCUGCACUUCUUCUGCCUGCCCUUUAUUCUCAAGCACACCUACAUCCUUUAUAGGGACCCCAAGAGUUUCAGCAAGAUCAGCCGCCGCAGGCUCUCCUCCAUCACUACCCUGGACUCGUGGUCCCCCGUCGCGCCGGGGAUGAUGUACCGCAAGUUAAACUGA
This is a messenger RNA of Myotis lucifugus (little brown bat), 552 nucleotides long. RefSeq names its product transmembrane protein 217-like. The coding region runs from base 1 to 552 and encodes 183 amino acids. The transcript has a single exon. The record is from RefSeq and is a predicted model, not a curated record. NCBI's taxonomy places the organism in Eukaryota, Metazoa, Chordata, Mammalia, Chiroptera, Vespertilionidae.